Molecule: messenger RNA, 4818 nt
Organism: Leptosia nina
Lineage: Eukaryota; Metazoa; Arthropoda; Insecta; Lepidoptera; Pieridae
Source: the annotation of a GenBank genome assembly
AUGGUUUGGUUUUCGGCUAUUGUGUGGUUCUUAAUAAUAGGAAAAUCGGUUGGCUUCUGUCCGUCCUUGUGUUCAUGUAAAGGAACGAAACAAGUUGACGGUUUGGAGCCAACAAAACCAGAGGAACCCCUGAAAUUACGAUGUGGUGGAAACCCUGCACAAAUUACAGAACUAAAAGAAAUUGACCUCAGCAAGAUGUUAACAACUGUUGUAAACUUGGAUCUGUCUGGAAAUGCAAUAUCAACAUUGUCGAGAGAAUUAAAUUUGCCGAAAUUACAAAAACUAGAUUUAAGUAAAAAUCUAAUAAACCUUAUAGAAUCAGAUGCUUUUUAUAAUAUGACAUCAGUUCAAAGAUUGGAUUUGUCUCACAAUCAAAUUAAUCAUAUAUAUAAAGAGAUGUUCAAAGGGCUCCUUAACUUGGAAAGGUUGAAUCUCUCUCACAAUCAUAUAUCUGUCCUUAAUGCUGGAACUUUUGAUCACCUUAUUGGGCUCAAGCAAAUUGAUGUCACUGAAAACCCACUAAUCUGUGAUUGUGAUUUACUGUGGCUCGGUGAUUGGUCAAGGAACACGAGUGUUAAAUUGGUUGGUGGUCCUAAAUGUGCAUUUCCCGAAAAUAUGGCAGACAAACCUGUUAGGAAACUGAAAAUAUUUCUAGACUUAUCUGCUUGUGGAAGUGUUCUGCCAGCGAGUAGCUUAAUUGUCAAGCCCUCCCAUGACCAGGUUGUCUUUGAAGGAGACACGUUAAGGUUAACAUGUGAUGCUCCAUUUGCGUCAGUGGUUGCUAAGUAUGAAUUAAACUGGGUGCAUUCCAUGCAAGAGUGCUGUGCUGAUGUGAAUAUAACCAACACCGACAUGCAAGAAGAAGGACUAGCAGAGACUACAGUAUUCUUUCCUUGUAUAUCCAGCCAUCACGCUGGCAAUUGGACGUGCACAUACUGUGAUCAAAAUCAUAUUAAACACAAUUAUACAAUACAAGUCAUAGUUUUGUCCAACUUGACUCAGUAUUGCCUUACAGACAGCACAAAUGGCAACAAAGGUUUGUAUUCGUGGCCACAACUAUUGUUGAACCGCACGGCGUCCGUACCUUGUCAAAACGGUGAAGGGUUGGCCUAUAGGUUCUGUUACCCUAACGCUACGUGGGCCCAAGCUAAUACCACAGAAUGCUCAUACGUGAGCAAUAUCACAAAGCUGUUACAGCAAUUCGCGUUAUUAAAUGUUAGUCUGGUGCAAUAUUCAGCUAUUAAUGCCACAGAAAGGUUAGCCAUGUUAAUCGAAGACAAGACCUAUCCUCUAGCUGAGAUUUCCGAUGCUGAUGAUGUUAUGUUUAUUGCUGCCGCUGUGAGAAACUACAUGCAGUAUGUGUCAGAAGAUAAAGAUUUAGGAACAUCUUUACUAGAAGUAAUAGAAGCAUCGAUGAACAUUUCUUCAAUGGUUAUGUCUCAAGCAGAGGUGGCUUACCAUGCUUGUACUGACCUCGUGCGAGCCGCUGAACAGAUCUCAUCCCAUACUAAUAAUGUGCAAGGGCAUAAGAAAAAGCUCGCCGUAGAACGAUUCCCAGCGCGCGAGGGCUUCAGCGGUGUAACCUGCGUCUGGUACAGUUCUCCUUUGGACCGAGAGGCCUCUAGGAGAUUGCACUGUUCCACGACAAACCGUACAGUCGCUCCAAUAUUAACAGUGACUGAUGCCAUUAUUCACGCCAGCGUCCAGAUUCCACAAUCACUACUCUACAGCACAUCGGACUCCGGUCAAUUAUUACAAAGCAAGCAUCAAGAACUCGUAGUUUCUUUUUACGAGGAUGCAUCGCUGUUCCCUUUGCUGCCGGUCGUCGACGAGGGAAAUAUACGAGGCCACAGAUCUAAGGACUACUACGGCCGAAGUACGAAAAGAGAGGAUAUGAAUAUGGAAAUCACGUCGCCCGUCGUCGGCUUCCAACUCGAUAAGGUGUCGGUUCGCGGCGAGCUUCUAGAGCCGAUAAUCGUGACAGUGCGACUCGCCUGCGGCGGAGGAGUCGAGGCGCGCGCGGCCGUGUGGGAGCCCGCGACUCAUCGCUGGACGGACAACACGAGCGAUUGCCGAAUAUCGCACGUGGUGUCGGAGAUGAUCAUCGUCAGUUGCACGCGUCUAGCCUACGUGGGCUUGCUGCAGAACGUCGAAAGCGGCAUAUACGGGGCGCGCACGGACGGCGCCCGGUUCAAAGUGUCCCACCCGGCCGUGUACGUGGGCAGCCUCAUUCUGAUGGGGUGCCUCGGCUGCGCCACCCUCACCUACAUAAUGUGCUAUUCCAACAUACAGAUGCCUAAGAAGUCAAAGCACGCUCUCAUCAACACUUGGAUAGCCGUCGGCCUGUUGUGUUUCAUGUACACUUUGGGCAUUUACCAGACCGAAGACGUGAAGUUGUGUCAGAUCCUGGGACUGCUGAUUCAUUACUUGUCUCUGUGUUGCCUUUUAUGGAUGUGCGUGUCGGCGAGUAAUAUGUAUAAGUGGGUGACGAAAACUCACGGACCGGCCGGAAGCCCCGAAGACGAACUGCCUCCGGAUGUGCCGAUACGGAAGCCGAUUUUGGGACUGUACCUCGUGGGAUGGGGCAUAGCUCUCAUCGUGUGUGGCAUUUCCGGUGCGGUCAAUCUGAAGGACUACGCCGGAUAUUCCCAGUGCUUCUUGAGCACCGCUCCGGCCCUGAGCGCUCUCUUUAUCCCGGGGGCGAUCUUACUGAUGUUCUUGUCAAUUUUAUUUCUUCUCAUUCGAUGUACCAUUAGAAACAUGAACGUCCAGCUCUCUGAAGGAACGCAAGCGACAGAAAACGUGGACUUAGAGAUGUGGGAGCCCAAUGGGGCCGACGACGCGGAAAGACGGAGCGUCAAGUCCGCCGUCGAGUCGGAAGUGGAGGACGUCGAACACACGCCCAUUAUACAGUUGCGCGCGCAAGUUAUCGUACUGUGCUUAUACGUGUCCGUGUGGACGUGCGGCGGCGUGGCGGUGUACAGACCCUUGCCGGCCUAUCUGCCUUACCAAGAAGACAUCUGUAGUAUUGUUUAUGCGGUUUGCGCGACGAUCCUGGGCACUUUCAUCUUGUUCUUUUACGGUAUAGCGCGAAAUGACGUCAGAACGCAGUGGUCGUUGAUGCAUUGCUACCUUCAGUCGAGCAAACAGUGCUGCAGGAAUCGAAGCGUCUUCGACGCAAACCAUAGGGGUUUGGCUGCGGAUCGGUCGAACGCCCCGGUUUCGCAGAUUCCGGUCGAUAACAGAUCUAGAUCCGGCUCCAGAAGUUCUAACCGAACUAAUUCUAAGACUAACAACAGCGCCACUUACAAAGCCGGAGCGGAAUUAAACGGUCAAACCUUGCAGAAAGACCGGAAAACGGAACCGAAGAACGGAAAGACUUCAAAUAUUAACCUCGUCGUGCUGCACCGGCAACAGUACAGGUCGAAUAAUUCAAUGAUGACGUAUACGGACAGUGGCCACUUUGCGCCUGAAAUGUUUUACAACCCGAAUCAAAUCAAUGUCGCCAAGAAGUUUUUCAAGAAACAAAGACAGCACAUGAAAAGAAAUCGCUUGGAACUGCCUUUACGAAGAGAUUGCGACGAGGACUCGCACGUUUCCCUCCCACUGCCGACCUUAGAAGUCUACAAUGGCAUCACGAGUAUGAUGAAACCUGGAGCGAAGGUGAACAAUACUAAUUUCCACGUAGAUAAAGACAGCAAUGUCGCCAAAGAAUCGCGAAACGCUCUAAAUCCCAAUCUUCUGGAGGAUGAAUCGAAGGACUUUAAAAAUUACUCGUCUGUCAAAAAAUCUUGGAACAAAAACGACGCAAAAGAUCAAAUAAUCAAUAUUUAUACAAACGUGCCCGAGACACAAAUACCGCAGCACCAAGUCGUCAAAUCGAACGCUCAGAAAUGUUUGAACGGGCAAAGGAACAGUGUCUCGGAGGAGUGCUUGAAGAGCCAGGCUAGCGAGCAUCCGGAGACGAGGACGAUUUCGCAGCAAUGCAGCUUGGAAUACAGCUCGGCAUCUGAAAUGGCCCUGCCUCACACGUGCUCCGACCAGACGAUCGACACGCACUCCGAGCUGACCUCCCUGCAGGAAACCCAAAGCGCCCUGUGCUCCACCAACGAAAUAACCGACACGGAGAGUUUCGGCCAAUACAUCGACUACUUGCAGCCGACCAGGACGAGAGAAGAGAAUAAGGAGGCGCUCGAUAAGUCCCUCCAGGACAUAUCGGAGGAGUGCACAUUGAACAGCGACGAGGCGAACCGUUCGGGCGGCGACGCCCCGCCCGGUCGCGACGCGUCCCUCGAUCGCGACGAGGAUCUCGACGGAUCGAGGGAAAAACUGGAGGCCGGCGGCAAGGAAGGGUUCUUCGCGGCAAAGACGAACUACGACUUCGAGACGUGCAGCACGAACGCGAGCGAGCAAGGCUUCGAGAACGAAAGCGACAUUUACUGUCCUAACUACCAAAUGUCGGAAGUGAGCAUACGCAGCCACGGAUUGUACGCGCCGUCUCCGUCUUCCAUGGGCCCGAACGAGAUCAGUUUCAGCAACGAAGACGUGUCGACAGUCGAGAGCCAGUACGUUAAUUACGAUCCUGGGUGGCGCAAAACGAUAAAGAACAACUCUAAGCUGGGCGCAUACGUUCCGACGCCCGCCUUGAGUUGUCCCGAAGUGAAUCGCGAAAGCCCGCUGUCCUUCUCCAGUGAUCUAGACGAACUCUACACGCAAAUAACGAGCAGGGAAAAGGAGAGGAUACCUGAGAGUGACCCGCUCGACGUGACCGUUAACAGCGACGCGACUCUGCGGCCGGACAGCGACGCCACCGUCUGA